AUGCUAUUUUUGAAUUCGAACGCAUCAAUCGAACAGAUGUCGGCAGUUGCCGAAUGGACGAAAUCGCUUUUUUCUGAAUGCUGGUUCUGUCAUAUCGCUGGUGAUGACGCAAAUAGUGAAACAUUUGAGCUUAAUCACGAAUAUGAAAUCGCUCCAAUUGAUUGUGGCGUUUUGAAUGCGCAAGAAGUUUUGAUCUACAGUAAACCCACAAAAUACCCCGUCAAUUGGUUUACACUCGAGCAGACAAUGAGAUCAAACUGGACUAAAUUGAUGUUUGGGGCUUGCACUUUCGAUGCAAGCGAUUUGAAUCAAUUCAUAAAAGGAUGGCUGAAUGGAAAUAAUUCCAAAAUGGAGGUAUUCAGAGCAGUUGUAAAACCCUACAUUCGCGACUUAGUUCUCGAUGGAAUUGAGUAUGAGGAGAGGGACAUUACGGAGAGGAGACGUCCCUAUAACACUUCAUUUUUUAAUAACGCAUUCAACUCCUACUUCAUAGGAGGGUACUAUAUUCGGAGGAAUGAUGGUACUGUAGCUUCAAUCCAAGAAGAUUUUAAGUAUUUGGGGCCACAAAUCAUGAUCAUUUUCACGUUUGUUGUGUGGCCACAGGAUUCUUCAUAA
This is a messenger RNA of Caenorhabditis remanei, 615 nucleotides long. RefSeq lists its product as uncharacterized. The transcript has 3 exons. Lineage: Eukaryota; Metazoa; Nematoda; Chromadorea; Rhabditida; Rhabditidae. Gene Ontology annotation, biological process: embryo development. The record is from RefSeq and is a predicted model, not a curated record. Bases 1 to 615 code for a protein of 204 amino acids.